Xenia sp. Carnegie-2017 is the source of this 1319-nucleotide messenger RNA. RefSeq lists its product as uncharacterized. Gene Ontology annotation, molecular function: metalloendopeptidase activity. The coding region runs from base 1 to 1131 and encodes 376 amino acids. The record is from RefSeq and is a predicted model, not a curated record. The transcript is spliced from 2 exons. NCBI's taxonomy places the organism in Eukaryota, Metazoa, Cnidaria, Anthozoa, Malacalcyonacea, Xeniidae.
AUGUCACCAGGAGUACAUUUUACCCUUACUGAAGUUGCUUAUCGACAUACAGACGGAGACGUAAAAAUAGAUGAAGAAAACAAGUCAAAUGUAACAUGGAAUUCGUUGAUCUUGAAUGAACCUUCUCAAAACAGACCAAAGCAUCCACGUUUUCAAGGCCCGGAUGUAACCGAAGAGAUAAAACAGUUAAUAAGUGAUAUUCAUCUCGCUGUUUUCCAUUACUUAGAAGCUUCUCUCCUAGAAUCGGAUAACCCAGAAGCAAAGAAUCAUCUCAUUACGUGGUUUGGAAAUGAUAUACAACCUAUUGCGACUGAUAAAGGUUUAUACAGUAUUUCUACUGUCAUAAUACGUGAAUUGUCCCAUGCCAUCGUUGGCACAUUUGGUUUCGUUUAUGGAGAAACGGAGAGUAAAGAGCUAGCUAAAAAGAGUCCAGGCAAAGCUUUAGCUAACGGAUUUAACUAUCAGUGUUUUUCAGGAACCACAUAUCCAUUCGACUAUGGAAUAGAUGCAAUGACUGUUUUUCCGGUUGAUAAGAUUUUGAUUACCAAAGGUAAUAUUGUUGCUCAACUAACUGGAACUGUAGACGCAUUUAAAAUGGUCGAAGGCUAUCCCAAAUUAAUGCGAAAAGUCUUUGGAACAUUAACGGGAAAAUUUUUAGAAGGUUUUGACAGUUUGUUCCACUGUGAUAAUGAUGUGAAAAGAUAUGCCACAAAAGAUUCCGAGUAUGUUCGGUUUACAGGAAUGUCCCCGGAUAAAGGUUUUCCCAAAUCAAUUAAAGGAAACUUUGGUAACCUUCCCCAGGAAUUUUUUGAUGGGUUUGAAUCGGCAGCCCGUCUUCCAAAUAAAGUAUUUUAUGUCACUAAAGGAAGUAAAUAUGCGGCAUAUAGAGAAAACAGCUGUUCGGAUGUGUAUUAUAUCCACACAAUAUACGAUAGAUGGGGGAAUAUUCCAGCUUCGUUUGAGGAAGGUUUUGAUGCAAUGAUGUCAUAUCAAAAGAAGACGUAUGUGGUCAAAGGUCGUCAAUAUGUUCAAUACAGCGAUCCAAUAGCAACAAAAGUUGAUCCUGGUUAUCCAAAAAAUAUAAGAGGUAACUUUGGUAAAGUGGCCGAAAGUUAUUAUCCGUUUGCUUGAAAAACUGAACUAAAUACUUAAACUGCUUUCAUUUACGGAAAACUGAUUUGUAUUUUUUAUUUUUAAAGUAAUAACUUAGGAAUAAACUUAGUUUGAUUAUAUAACUUAGUAUGGAGAUGAAGAAAAACAACUAAAGAAAAACAUAUGAAGAAUAACAACUUUAUGACGAAUGUCCUCGUGGCAAUUUA